Molossus molossus (Pallas's mastiff bat) is the source of this 3213-nucleotide messenger RNA. RefSeq names its product coiled-coil domain containing 33 (gene CCDC33). Lineage: Eukaryota; Metazoa; Chordata; Mammalia; Chiroptera; Molossidae. Gene Ontology annotation, cellular component: peroxisome. The record is from RefSeq and is a predicted model, not a curated record.
AUGGCCUUCAGAGGACCUCAACCCUGGGUCCCUGCAUACCUGCUGAACAGGAGGCUGAAGGUAGAGGAGAAGACCCUGGACUUGGAAUUGAAGGUCUUGAGUGUGGGGUUUAAUGAAGAGGGCAGUUAUGCCCUGAUACUGUCAGCUGAGAACCCCCUGCAGGCCAGCUCUGGGGCAGGGGUUCAGAUGCAGGUAAAUGAUGGGGACCCCCUCCCUGCCUGCUCUGCUGUCACCGAUGUCAUUGAGCAGCAGCAUCCUGACCAGAGCAUCACCCUCACCAGGAAUAAGCUUGUCUUUACUUUGCCCAAAGGUACAAAUUUCUGCAAGAAUGACAGGCAGCUGUGGGUAGAGGCCCCGAGGCUGGGUGGGGUCUCUGGCCAGGUGGCCCGACUGGUGAGGGAGGCCAUCUUCCCCACCUACCAGUGCCUAGACCAUUCCUGCAUGAACCUUUCUGCUCAGGGGCACCAGGACCUGUAGCGCUACUGCAGCAACCUGGCUCUGCUCCAGGCCAGCGAGAACCCCACUGGCUGCCACUGUGGGGGCCUGGCCUACAGUGUGGCCUUCUAUGUGCACGGGCCUUUUCAGCCUUCGGAGGCUGACUGUCCUCUGGAGACAGAACUGAUGUCACCAAAGGACCCCCUGGACACCACCCAGACUGUGGAAUCUGUCAUCAGCCACCUGUCUCCUUCCAAUAAAGAGAUCAUCACAGUCACUCUCCAUGGGGCCACCAACCUCCCUGCCUGCAAAGGUGGCUCUGAGCCAUGGCCCUACGUGGUAGUGAAAACCACGUCUGAGGAAGCAAAGAACCAGAACUCCAAGGCAGUCACAUCUGUGACCUCGGAGCCUAGCAAAGCCCCCACCUGGGGGGACACAGUCACACUGGAGGUCCAAGCUGAGGAUGUGGGGCAAGAAGAUGUGAUCAUUAAGGUGGUGGACAACAGGAAAAAAGAGGAGCUAUUGUUUUAUCAAAUCCCCAUCAAGUACCUGCAUGUCUUUCACCCCUACCACUUUGAGCUGGUGAAGCCCACAGAGACUGGGAAAGCUGACGAAGUCACUGCCAAGACCCAACUGUAUGCAACAGUUGUCCGGAAGGGCAGCUUCAUCCCCCGCCAAGCCGGCUGUAACCUGACAGCUCUGGAGGUCUUUCUUCGGGGAAUCAACGAGCCCCUAAGCAACAACCCCAGCCCCAUGGUGGUCAUUGCCCGGGUGGUUCCCAACUACAAGGAGUUUAAGGUCAGUCAGAUGAACAAGGACCCAGCCUCCCUGGGGUUGCCCAUCACCCCACUCUCCUUCCCUAUUCCAUCCGUGAUAAACUUCGAUGUUCCUCAGGUCAACAAGAACGGGUGCCCUCAGCUGUCCAAGCCCGGGGGACCCCCAGAGUUGCCCCUGUGGAAUCAGUCCUUCCUCUUCCAAGGCCGAGACGGAGCCACCAGCUUCUCAGAAGACGCCGCCCUGGUGCUGGAGUACUACUCCUCAGCUUCAAUGAAAGGCGGUGAGUCCUGGACGUUCAGCAAACCCUUGGGCGUCUCCGUGUUGCCAUUAAAGAGCUGUCUGUACCGCAGGAUGCUGAGAGGGAAAGGCCUGAAUGGGUUGCGAAUAGAGAGGCUCCCCAUCACCGACACCAAGCUGAAAACCAUAAGUGGUGAGGCCCCCACAGUGGAUCUCUCCUUUCAGCUGCUUUCCUCUGAGAGGCCAGAAAACUUCUUAACACCAAACAACAGCAAAGCUCUGCCCAUCCUGGACCCUCAGAUCUUAGAUGAAAAGCUGAGUUUCAGCCAUGAGUCCUUGUCCAAGGCCACAGUGAGCUCCACGAUGAACUCCAGCACAUCCACCCGUCAGGAAGCAGAGGAAGAGCCUCACAGUCCCCGGACGUCCCGUGAAAUGGAGAUAAAGAGCUACCAACGAGCCAUACAGACGAUGGCUGAGGACAUCCUGUUGCUGCGGAAACAAGCCAUUGUCCUGAGGGCAGAGAACCACGCCCUGAGGAGCCACCUGACCCAGGAGGAGAUGGAAGAGGAACAGGACAAUGCCGAUAAGACCCAGAAGCUGGUGUCCAUGAAGCAGAAACUGCUGCUGAGUAAGCUUGACAUGAAGAAACUGAGAGACAAGGUGCAGCAUCUGCAGAACGAGCUGAUUCAAAAGAAUGAUCGAGAGAAGGAGCUGCUUCUCCUGUACCAGGCUCAGCAGCCACAGGCUGCACUACUGAAGCAGCUCCAGGACAAGCUGCGGAAGAUGCAGGCGCUGGAGGAGACUGUGAAGCACCAGGAGAAGGUGAUUGAGAAGAUGGAGCGGAUGCUAAAGGACAAGCUUCAGGAGAGGAAUGAGACCCUACCCAACAAUCUACAGGGAAAGCCCAGCAUGGCCUUCCCCAAGCUCUCAGCCUCUGGACUUCCCCAGGGUCCUACAGGAGAGAACCUGCCUUUUGACCUUUACUCAGUGCUGCUGGCAGAAAACUCGAGGCUGCGAGCAGAGCUGGAUAAGAGCCACCACCAGUCGGCCCCCAUCAUUCUGCAGCAGCAGGCCCUGCCGGAUCUUCUUGCCAACACUUCAGACAAGAUUAACCUCCUAGCUAAGCUGGAACAGGCUCAGAGCCGGAUCCUGUCUCUGGAAAGCCAGUUAGAGGACUUAGCUCAACGCUGGGGACGAAAGAAGCAGGACUUGGCCACACAGCUGCAGGAGCAAGAGGACGACUUGGGCCACCCCUCAAACUCCAACAACACAGACCUGCCCAAUCCCUCAACGCACACCAAGGACUAUAAGCAACCCUCAAAUCUGGACCCCUUGAUGCCCAGCUCAGAGACUGAAGUCAUCAAGCCCUCAAACUCCAGCAGAUCUGAGUUCCAACAGGGCAGCCUCGGAGUGCCCAGCUUCCUCUUCCCAGACCCCGUUCUGGGCCUGGGCCCUCUGCUGCAGCCCAACAGACUCCUGCCUCCCAUCUCUAGAGAGCCAAAGGCCAUAGUGGACCCAGGAGGGAGGGGAGAAAAGUCCUUCCAAAGCAAGAACCAAGGAGACAAGCUCCUUCCAGACCUCUGGAAGAAGCGAGACCGCCAGAGGCCAGCUCUGUUGGAAGAUGCCUCAACCCUGGCCGUGCCCAAGACUCUGGCUGGACCUUGGCAGAAAGUCCUCAUGACCCACCUGGAGCUCCUACCCAAAGUUCAGCCAAGCAGUACAGUCACUGUGCAAGCCACACCUCUGAUAGCACAGGAGCAAUAG